This is a messenger RNA of Talaromyces rugulosus, 918 nucleotides long. RefSeq lists its product as uncharacterized. The record is from RefSeq and is a predicted model, not a curated record. Gene Ontology annotation, biological process: endoplasmic reticulum to Golgi vesicle-mediated transport. The transcript has 4 exons. The coding region runs from base 1 to 918 and encodes 305 amino acids. NCBI's taxonomy places the organism in Eukaryota, Fungi, Ascomycota, Eurotiomycetes, Eurotiales, Trichocomaceae. Gene Ontology annotation, cellular component: trans-Golgi network; membrane.
AUGGCUUCGACAGCAGCACACAGCCGCCUGCACGAUGAAGACGACGAUGAUAUCCUCGAUAGCGAUCUUAUUGAUGACGAUGACGCCAUCGAGGCCGACGACCCGUUGAACACCUCCGACACAGCACCUCUACGAGGCAACAUCCAAUCAGACGUCAACGCCGUCGGCAGCUCUUCGUCCUCACGAGGAGGAAACAGGAUUUCGUCAAAUUACCUCACCUCCUCAAUCCCCGGCGAAGACCGUCGCGCGCCGCAAAACACCAUUGACGAGAGCGUCUGGGACACGCUGUCGCGCGAUUUUUUGGCUGUGUGGGAGAAGAUGCGGCAGGUGCUGUGGCCAAAGUAUCUAUUGGGCGGGUUUAUGCAGCGCGGAGGCGGUAUUGGUGCUGCUGAGAGAGGUGAAGCAGCAACUGGGUUUGGCAGUAAUGGAUUGCGCGGCCUUGUUGGGCGCUGGCCUGAUGCCGAUGUUGUGUUGCAGGGUGGGAUGAGUGAGGGUCUGAGGGACUGGGAUCUAUGGGGCCCUCUGAUUUUCUGCUUGCUUCUUAGCAUGUUUCUCUCGAUGCGUGCUCAUGACGAUCAGUCGUCGCUUGUCUUCUCCGGCGUGUUUUCCAUGGUCUGGAUCGGUGAGGCGAUUGUGACUUUGCAGAUCAAGCUUCUCGGAGGCAAUAUCUCCUUCUUCCAGUCAGUCUGUAUCAUCGGUUACACCCUGUUCCCUCUCGUGAUAGCCUCGAUACUCAGCGCGUUCGGCCUCCCUACUAUUGUGCGAAUCCCCGUCUAUCUGGUCUUGAUUGCCUGGUCUCUCGCCGCCGGCACAAGCAUCCUCGGCGGAUCGGGCGUGGUCAAAAAUCGGGUUGGCAUUGCUGUCUACCCCUUGCUGGUGUUUUAUAUUUCGAUCGGCUGUCUGUGCUUCAUCAGCUAA